AUGGUUGGGGAGACAGAGGUGAAGGAGAGACCCAAGUCCAACCCGGACUAUUUAAUGCAACUGAUGAACGACCGGAAGGUGAUGAGUUCACUGCCCAACUUCAGUGGCAUCUUUACGCAUCUGGAGCGGCUGCUAGAUGAAGAGAUCGGGCGGGUUCGCAAGGACAUGUACAAUGACACAGUCAACGGAGGUAUGUUCAACGGUCGUGACAUGGAGGAACUACCCGAAGCUGUCGGUCCGGUGGCCCAGCUGCAAGAGAAGCUCUACGUGCCGGUCAAAGAAUAUCCCGAUUUCAACUUUGUCGGGAGGAUCCUGGGCCCGCGCGGACUGACGGCCAAACAGCUGGAGGCGGAGACAGGCUGCAAGAUCAUGGUGCGCGGGAAAGGCUCAAUGCGGGACAAGAAGAAGGAGGAGAUGAACCGAGGCAAGCCCAACUGGGAGCACCUGAGCGAGGACCUGCACGUCCUGAUCACGGUGGAGGACACACACAACCGCGCCAAGAUCAAGCUGCAGCGAGCUAUCACCGAAGUCAAGAAACUCCUCGUCCCCGCUGCUGAAGGCGAGGACAACUUGAAGAAAAUGCAGCUGAUGGAGCUGGCCAUCCUCAAUGGAACCUACAGAGACGCCAAUGUCAAGACACCCACCGCCGGGUUCCCGCUCGGCACCCCGCAGGCCCCUCGUAUCAUCACCGGCCCCACGCCCGUCCUGCCGCCGACCCUGCGCAACCCCGCCCCCGUUACCACGCCGACCAUCAUGCCUCUGAUCCGUCAAAUCCAGAGCUCCGCCCUGGUGCCGGGCGGAAACCCGCAUCCAGCGCUGGUGCAGCAAGGACCCGAGUCGGGGAUCAUCUACACGCCUUAUGAGUACCCUUACACACUGACGCCAUCCAUAUUGGAAUACCCCAUCGACUCAACCGGCGUAUUAGUCCCUUCGUCCUGUGUUUUCGCAGCAGGUGCCAUGACCUCUAAGGUACGCCGCCAAGACAAGAGAAUCCAUCCUUACCAAAGGGUAGUGACCACAGACAGAGCUGCCACGGCAACUAACCCAUGA
Nerophis lumbriciformis (worm pipefish) is the source of this 1050-nucleotide messenger RNA. The record is from RefSeq and is a predicted model, not a curated record. NCBI's taxonomy places the organism in Eukaryota, Metazoa, Chordata, Actinopteri, Syngnathiformes, Syngnathidae.